This is a messenger RNA of Lymnaea stagnalis (great pond snail), 3419 nucleotides long. The record is from the annotation of a GenBank genome assembly. Lineage: Eukaryota; Metazoa; Mollusca; Gastropoda; Lymnaeidae.
AGAAGAAAGGGAUCCAAACAAUGUCAGCAACUGAAAUAAGCCUAAUAGGUCUACUUAUUUUGAUGAUAGUUUGGCAGACCGUCCAGUUUUGGAUUUUCUGCGUCACUAACGAAAAAAAACUGAAAAAGCGUAGGUUAACAUUCUGAAACCACUCGAUUUUUCUAUUUAUAUACUCACACAUCUGAAACAACUCGAUUUCUCUUAUUAUAUACUCACACAUCUGAAAACACUCGAUUUCUCUUAUAAUAUACUCACACAUCUGAAACAACUCUAUUUUUCUAUUUAUAUAUUCACACAUCUGAAACCACUCGAUUUUUCUAUUUAUAUACUCACUCAUAUGAAACCACUGAAAUAUUUUCAUUCACUGUAUGGGACCGAGCUAUUGCUCUUUAAUGGCCCCGGCAAGUAUGGAACAGGCCUGCCUCAUCUGCUGGGCAGACCCGUAUAACAGGCUCUCGACGUGGUUGGCUGGGAGCACCCCAGUCACGCCAGUCGCUAAUGUUGGGCACACGGCUAGAAGGUGCUCUACUGUCUCCGGUGCAUGUCCACAAUGGCGGCAGCUCGGGUCCCGUAGUGGGUUCAACCUAUUUAGAUAGCUCCUCGUGGGGCAGUGCUCUGUCCACAUUUGUGUUAUGAGGCUCUGCUUGUGUCGCUUAAGGCUCCACCAUAUGAAACAACUCGAUUUUUCUAUUUAUAUACUCACACAUCUGAAACAACUCGAUUUUUCUAUUUAUAUACUCACACAUCUGAAACAACUCGAUUUUUCUAUUUAUAUACUCACACAUCUGAAACAACUCGAUUUUUCUAUUUAUAUACUCACACAUCUGAAACAACUCGAUUUUUCUAUUUAUAUACUCACACAUCUGAAACAACUCGAUUUUUCUAUUUAUAUACUCACACAUCUGAAAUCACUCGAUUUUUCUAUUUAUAUACUCACACAUCUGAAAUCACUUGAUUUCUCUUAUUAUAUACUCACACAUCUGAAAUCACUUGAUUUCUCUUAAACAUACUCACACAUCUGAAAUCACUCUAUUUCUCUUAGAAUAUACUCAAACAUCUGAAACCACUCGAUUUCUCUUAGAACAUACUCACACAUCUGAAACCACUUGAUUUCUCUUAUUACAUACUCAUACAUCUGAAACCACUCGAUUUCUCUUAGAAUAUACUCACACAUCUGAAAUCACUCGAUUUCUAUUAGAAUAUACUCACUCGCCUGAAACCAUAUACUCACAAACUGAUUCUCUUAUGCCAACGCCGGCAUUUAGGGUGUGCGACCUGUGCCCCCGUACAGGAUCCCGUGGCCUUUGGGCGCCUGGGGCUAGGGCGCCCAGUAAAUAUUUAAAUUCCCUUAGCUUAUUAUAUGAUGUGUGAGCCUCGGGUCCGGGGUCGAGAAACGGUAUUCUACUAUUUCGUAUUAUCGCUUUUCAUCCACUGAAAGUUGCAUUCUAAAUUUGGAUACUAACACUGGGGUGGGACAAACCGAAAGGGCGUGGAAAUUAAUUUAUCAAUCCCGAAGGGGACUCCGAACGGGUGCUUCACACAGUGUGAGCAUUUACCUAAGGCCGGCGUUGGUGAUGCAUCGACAGGGUUGUCUUCAUUUUGAAUUUUGUGCAUAUGAGCAGUGGCAUGGGAAGAGGGGUGUGUGGCAGGGUUGGCAUUAGAGGGUGUCGAACGGUGUGAUCGCCGAUAGCACGCGCAUGUAAGGACCCCACGCUUGUAAGGGUCUCGCGCUUGUUAGAGUCCCGUGCCUAUAAAGGCCCCGCGCUUGUAAUAACCCCGCGCUUGUAAGGGCCCCACGCUUGUAAGGGUCUCGCGCUUGUAAAGGUCCCGCGCUUAUAAAGUCCCCGCGCUUGUAAGGGCCCCGCGCUUGUAAGUAACAAAGUGUUACUGAGAAAAUUGUCUGCAUACAAACUGGUCACUCUCAAAAACAUUUUGAAUGAUAUUUAUUGUAAACAUAGUAUAAAGUACUUUACUGGGGUGCUUAUGCCUUAAGGCAUAUAUAUAUAUAUAUAUAUAGGACCUAUAUUUUUUGUUAGGGGGGUCAUCUCUAUCCAGUUGAGGACCCUUGAUACUAAACCAGGGGUUCACAAUUUUCCUGAACAACAUUAUAUUGAUCGUCUUCAUUACUUUUUUCAUCAAUGUCAGAUUCACUGCUAAAAUAUCAAAGUCACUAAGGAUCGUUUGUUUGGUGCCAAUGUCAGACAUUUUGGACUUUUACCAUGUUACUUGCAGCACACACAAAAAUUCCCGAACACAAUAAAAACUGGUAAACAAGAAACGAAGGCCACAAUUAAAAUGGCUCGAUGUCAAGGAAUUUGUAAGAAUCAAUUUGAUUAGCUGUUACGAAGACCAGCCAGCCAAUCUCGAGACUUUAUAGAUCCGGCCGAUAGAUCGGACAGCGGUAUAUUUUUGCUACUUCACUUUGUGCCGAUGGAUCAGCCCAUUCAUUAAGAGGGUUACAUUUGUUUUGUUUUUUUUUGUUUUUUUGUUUUUAUUUCCAAAAAUAAUUUGACAAUCUCAGUUUUGAAAUAGCGUUAUUGAUAUUUUAAAUCAGCCACUCAUGGAGGAAUGGUAAAUUGGGUGGGAGUGCGGAAGGGGGGGUGGGGUGAAGAGGAUUGCCAUUUUUAUUUUUAUUUUUUUGUGGGGGGGGGGCGUAAAAAUAAAUGAGCUGGGAGCAGGGGGUAAGCAACAUGCCGAAAAAUGUCGACAAAAGGGGAGGUGGUAUAAAAGUUGUGUUUAUUUUUUGCGGACGCACCUUAUGAACAACCUUCAAGGUCAUACUUAAAGGUCAUACUGAACAUGUUCAGUUUCAACUAAUUUUAUAAUUGAAUAUUUUUUUUUAAUAAAGCAGUGGUGUCUGUAAUUUUAAUUCUCUUUCUUUGUGCUUACUUUCUCUUUUUUUCAGUGUCUGCCGAGAAAAACAAUUUGGAGAUGGAACUGUAAGUCCAAGUAUUUGGUCAUUCGUAUGAUAAGUCUAAGUAUUUGUCAUUCGCAUUUUUAAAAUAAUGAUUCUAACAUUUUAUUUAAACAUAGAAACGCAACCGUUAUAAAAAUUAUCAGUGUAAAAUGUUAUUUCCAAUUGCAUAAGUAAACUACAUAUUUAAGCAACAAAUUAGGAUCUACGUGGUUUGAUAUUACAUACGCUUAAAAAAAUAUCAAAGAAAAAAAAAGCACGUUUGAGAGAUAUCGGAAAUAAACAGAACAUUUAGUUGUGCUCGUUUUUAAUCCUUAUAGUGCACGUUUGAGAGUGGAGCAAGAGGGAGGCCCAGCUGAUUUAUCCAAUCUGAGUUUACAACAACAGUCCGCUGCUGCACUGAAUCCUGACACAGGAGAGGAUCCCGCUGCUUCACCAACUCCUGACACGGAAGUGGAGCUCGCUGCUGCACCAACUCCUGACACGGAAGUGGAGCUCGCUGCUG